UGAUGCCCUACUGAAGGACAAAAGUGACAGCAUUACAGAAACAUCCACAGCUAAACCAAGUGGGGACGUCAACUUGGAUGAUGAUGAUGAUGACCACAAUGCAGACAGUGUUGCAGCACAUGAUGAUGAUCACACUGAAGAAACCCCCUUAGAUGAUAGCGGGAGUGUUUCCGAAUUAGCAGAGGAACCUGGAGCUGAUGAGGAGAUUAUGCUGCUACCUGACACUGAGCGUGAGAUCUCGGAGGCUGACAAGGCACAAGCAGAAAAAGUGUUAGCUGAGAAGAGAAAACAAGCUGAAGCCGCUGAAGCAGAGACAGUGCCCAAGACCGAGCAAGAACACGACGCCGAAAAUGAUGCGGACGAAGAUACAGUGGCCCCUUCGGAGUCCGCGGGAGACGCGCCUGCUCUUGCAGACGCUGCCGCGGACGACCAAGUCGGCGAUAAAGAGAAUGAAAACGAACAUGACGAGGCGGCCGAAGCCGAUGAAGAGAACUUAGUUCCCAACGACAUCCAGGAAAUUAGUCAAUUCGACGGUACCUGCGUGCAGUGCGCCGAAAGUAAGCCCUGCACCUACCGGUACGUCGACAAGGACGGAGACUACAAGUACAUCUGCACCGAGGCCUGUCUCACCACCUUCCAGGAGGAACACCCCGGCCAGUAUAAUGUAUGUUCCAAGAAAUACACCGUGGAGGAAAUAACGCCCAAAACACUCACCUGCUCAGAAUGCGAGGAAAGUAAACUCUGCUACUUCUAUUACAACUACGACGGCGAAGACACGAAUUACUGCUCUCUCACCUGUUUACACAGUAUGAUGGCGGAUGAAAAGGAGAAAUAUGUUUUCAAACGACGGCGGAUGGCCAUUGAUGAAGUAACCCCGACAGAAGCAGAGUGUCUAGUCUGUAAAGAAACCAAACCAUGCUCGUACGCAUUCAAACUGUACGGCGAGCAUGUUGCCGUGUGCGAACAAACCUGCAUUAAGGAAUUGAAUAGCAGAGAAAAUGGCAGGUUCCACAUAAAAAAGAAACGAGUCACUCGUAAAGCGGCUGCGCAAGCGGCGAGUGUAUCAAAUCCUCCUCUCCUCAAAUUAAAAGUAAUAAGCAAUGCAACAGACAAAUAUUUGGACGAGGCGUACAAACUACAACCCAAGACACCGGCCAUGGUGCAGGCGGCCAGGGAAGAGAGAGAAAGGACAUUUGUCAGAAAAUGCUUUCAGUGCAGUCUACAACUAGACUUAGAAAGCGAUAAAAGUCUGACGUGGGAAACCAUGGACUUCUGCAAUGAGGUGUGUCUGGGAAGGUAUCAGAACAAGAUAGGAGCGCGUUGCGCCAACUGCAAAAACACGGUCACGCACACUAGUUUAGGAAAAUACUGUGUAAGGUUCGGGUAUGAUAUCCGACAGUUCUGUAACUCUGGAUGCUUGGAAGAGUUCAAAAAGGGGCUGAAGAUAUGUUGCUAUUGUCAAAGAGAUAUAUCGGUCGGUCACCAAGGCUUCCUGGCGCCAGUAGGAGACAAGGGCCAGUUCAAAGACUUUUGUACUCAGAUCUGUAUGGAGAAGUUCGAUCAGAUGAGCAAGAGCCCGCUACCACAGCCGGUGUGGGCUAAAUGCGCCGUCUGCUCUCUGGAGAAAGGGACGACAAUAGAGGUCGAAGUUAGUGAGAAUAUCUUACAAAGGCUUUGCUCCGAUCCAUGUUUUGCCGCUUUCAAAUUCGUCAAUAACAUAUUCCCAGACCAAUGCCGUUGGUGCAAGAAAUACUUCGAGCGCAAAUCCUCAAACUGCUUCACCAUCUAUGAGACCCAGUCCCCCGACUGCUUCUGCUCCAAGUCGUGUAUGAACGUGUACAUCAGCAACUCGAGACACAUCGUGCCGUGCAACUGGUGCAAAGUGAAGAAGUACAACUUCGACAUGAUACGGCGGGUGCAGGGCUCGGGGCAGGUCGUUAUGAUGUGCUCGCUCAACUGCUUGAAUCUCUACCAGGUCUCCGUGAACGCAGUGUCGUCAAGAAGAAUAAAAUGUGAUAUGUGCAAGCGAACGUCUCUGGCACAGUACCACUUGACUAUGUCGGAUGCAACAGUUAGGAACUUCUGCACGUAUCAAUGCGUCAUGGCAUUCCAGGGUCAAUACUCAAAACAUACGCCGCCUCUAAUGCCGGGAGAAUCGAUGGACCAACAGAAGGCGGUGCCCACGGGCGUCCCCAGGCGGACCUACUCCGGCACAGGCCAUAAAAACAACGGUAAAUCCGUAGCAAAGACGCAAACGCGGUCGUCGGGCCUGCCGGUGAUCUCCAACGUGCAGUCGCUGGCCGCGCCGCCGCCCCUCAUGCCGGCCAUGACCUCCAUGACGCGCGCCAAGGCCAAGCGGCUGCAGCCUCCCCCUCCCCCCGAGCCCGAGCCCCCCGCCGCCCCCAAGACCCCCCCGCCCCCUCCUAAACCCCCCACACCGCCGCCGCCCCCGCCCCCUAAAAUAUACAAUCACGUCAUAGUCAAAACUUUGCCUCCCCGGGAGGUAGCCAAUAAGGCGACUAUGUCGAAGCCGAUGAUGAUUUCGAAGGGAGUCUCCUGCCGUCCGCAUCCGUGCACUAAAGAAUGCCAGACCGACCCGAGCUUGGAGCGGCGCGUUCUCAUACCGGUCCCGGUGCCUAUAUACGUCCCCGUUCCUUGCGCCAUGUGGUCGCUGCCGUUCCCUGUGCCGGUGCCGAUUCCGAUCCCGAUCCCGACCCCGGUGUUCAUACCGACGACGCGGAACUCCGCGAAGGGGAUCAUGAAGGAGAUCAACAAGAUCCAUGACAAGAUGCCGACGGAUCCGUUCGAGGCGGAGCUGCUGAUGAUGGCCGAGAUGGUCGCCGGCGACAAGAAAAAGGAUCAGAGUGACUCUGAUACUGAUGAUGAUAAUGAGGAAGGCUUCAGCCCAGUGGCCGGAAUAGACGGCAACAACGCUUUCGGCGAGGAUAUGCUGCAGAUGGCCCUAAAAAUGGCCACCGAGUACGAGGAUCAACCUGUCGACCUCGAGUCUGCCAUGACGGCCAACACGAUCACGCCGAGCUCGCACCCUGGCAUGCCCGGUCUGGAAGGCGAGCCGAUGCACCACCACCACAUGAUGGUGCUGGAGCAGCAGCGCGCGGUGGCGGCGCUGCGCGCGUCGGCGGCGGCGCCCCGCAAGCGCGCGCCGCCCGCCGCCGCCGCGCCCGCCGCGCGCGCCGCCACGCGCGCCAGCAAGCGCCGCCGCGCCGAGCCGCAGCCGCCGCCGCCCGAGCCGCCGCGCGAGCCCGCCGAGAAGCCCGACGCCAACAUGUGUCUCAAGUACACAUUCGGCGUGAACGCGUGGAAACAAUGGGUGAUGACAAAGAACGCCGAGAUCGAGAAGAGCUCGAUUCGACGGAAGCCGUUCAAGUCGGAAAUCCUCCAGCUGACCGCCGACGAGCUCAACUACUCGCUCUGUCUGUUCGUCAAGGAGGUGCGGAAACCGAACGGCAGCGAAUACGCCCCGGACACUAUUUAUUAUUUGGUUCUAGGUAUACAACAAUAUCUAUUUGAAAAUGGUAGGAUAGACAACAUAUUCACGGACCCAUACUAUGAAAAGUUCACGGACUGUUUGGACGAAGUCGCCAAGAAAUUCUCAGUCUUAUAUAAUGACUCGCAGUACAUAGUGACGCGAGUGGAAGAGGAGCACCUAUGGGAAAGCAAGCAGUUGGGAGCACAUUCUCCGCACGUCCUACUUUCCACACUAAUGUUCUUCAACACUAAACAUUUCAACCUAGUUACGGUUGAAGAGCAUAUGCAGCUAUCAUUUUCACACAUAAUGAAGCAUUGGAAACGAAACCCCAACCAGCCAGGACAGGCCAAAAUACCUGGCUCUAGGAAUGUUUUACUGCGGUUUUAUCCUCCCCAAUCGGCGCUUGAAGCGAAUUCCAGGAAAAAGAAAGUAUAUGAACAACAAGAGAAUGAAGAAAAUCCUCUUCGAUGUCCUGUCAAACUUUACGAAUUUUAUAUUUCCAAAUGUCCGGAGUCUGUGCGCACGCGCAACGACGUGUUCUACCUGCAGCCGGAGCGGUCGUGCGUGCCCGACUCGCCCGUGUGGUACUCCACGCAGCCGCUCAGCCGCGCCGCGCUCGCCAAGAUGCUGCACCGCGUCAAGAUGGUCAAGGAGAUCAACAUCGCGCUGCUCACUAGCUAAAAUUUCUCAAACCAGUGUUCUCGCCGGCUUCUAGAUUCGCAAUGCAACUCACUCGCGUUUGGUUUCGAUCCUUUUAUUUACUACGUACCAAUUCAAGCCUACAAAACAGUCUCCCAGAUGUUGUAAAGACGGUAAUUUUAAGCACAAUGUAUAUUUUUUCUACUUUGUAUAUCAGCCUGCUGAAAGGACGAUUAAUUUUAAAUAAAAAAAGAUUUAUCAAUACAAACCUUUUUUUACAAUGUUGCAAUGUAGCUGUAAGUUCUGUGCGGUAUGUACAGUUUUCAUUGGUACUAGGAUAAUUAUGAAAUCAACGGUAUUUUAG
Molecule: messenger RNA, 4493 nt
Organism: Cydia amplana
Lineage: Eukaryota; Metazoa; Arthropoda; Insecta; Lepidoptera; Tortricidae
Gene: woc
Product: zinc finger MYM-type protein 4
Exons: 17
Coding region: 209-4171 (1320 amino acids)
Molecular function (GO): zinc ion binding
Source: RefSeq, a predicted model, not a curated record